Messenger RNA from Opisthorchis viverrini, 306 nucleotides. RefSeq lists its product as hypothetical. Bases 1 to 306 code for a protein of 101 amino acids. NCBI's taxonomy places the organism in Eukaryota, Metazoa, Platyhelminthes, Trematoda, Opisthorchiida, Opisthorchiidae. The record is from RefSeq and is a predicted model, not a curated record. The transcript has 3 exons.
AUGGUUCUUACGCGUGAGCAUAUUCCUUCGCCGGUUAAUCAAAGUUGGCCGUUGGUCGCAGUCCUCACCGCAAUGCACGAAGUAACCACAUGCUCCAGUCAUGACUUGACACUAUUGCUUAUUCCCAUAGAGUUGGCGGCCGCCAGGUUACGCGGUGCGAACGUUUAUGCUGAAAGUCCGUACUUGCCAGAAACAGUUCGUGAUCAGCACACAACUGAAAGUCUAUCUCCGCUGUCUGUGCGGCAAGCAUCGACUACGAAUCGACCGCCUAAAUGUGAUUCCAAGGAGCUCAGACGACUUACUUGA